Molecule: messenger RNA, 1608 nt
Organism: Adineta steineri
Lineage: Eukaryota; Metazoa; Rotifera; Eurotatoria; Adinetida; Adinetidae
Source: the annotation of a GenBank genome assembly
AUGAAUUCGAAUCCAAAUGGAACUGCUGUUAAUGGUGCUACUUCACGUCCAGCCACAGCGAAUCGUUUAUUACGUUCAACAACGACUACACUCGGCUCAAAUUAUCAAAUAGGUCGUAUAUUAGGUUCGGGUAAUUUUGGUGAAAUACAUUUGGGAAGAAAUACGGAAACACAUGAACAUGUGGCUAUUAAAUUAGAACAAUCAUCAACACGUACACCACAGUUAGCACAUGAAUAUCGAUUUUAUUCUAUGUUAGGUAAACAUGAUGGUGUUCCACAAGUACAAUUUUAUGGACAAGCUGGUCCAUGUAAUGCACUUGUAAUGGAAUUAUUAGGACCAUCAUUAGAAGAUCUAUUUGAUUUAUGUUCAAGACGUUUUUCAUUGAAAACUGUUUUAAUGAUUGGCUUACAAUUGUUAGAUAGAAUUGAAUUUGUUCAUUCAAAAAAUCUUAUUUAUCGAGAUAUUAAACCUGAGAAUUUUUUAAUUGGGCGUGGUAGUACAAAUCGUCAACAUAUUAUACACAUUGUUGAUUUUGGUCUAGCAAAAGAGUAUCGAAUAGCUGAUGGAUCACAUAUACCAUAUCGUGAACAUAAAAGUUUAACUGGUACUGCUCGAUAUAUGUCAAUUAAUACACAUCUUGGUCGAGAACAAAGUCGUCGGGAUGAUUUAGAAGCAUUGGGCUAUAUGUUUAUGUACUUUCUACGGGGUAGUCUACCGUGGCAAGGCUUAAAAGCCGAUACAUUAAAAGAGCGUUAUCAAAAAAUUGGCGAUACAAAACGGUUUACAACGAAUGAAAUGUUAUGUGACGGUUAUCCUCGUCAAUUUUUAACUUAUAUGCGAACUGUACGUCAGAUGGAAUUUGCUCAAGAUCCUGAUUAUGAUGGUUUACGUCGAUUAUUUCAUAAUGCACUUAGUGAAAAUAAUCUUAUUAAUGAUGGAGAUUUUGAUUGGGUAAGACGUUUACAAGAACAUCGCUUAAAUCGUAGUAAAACACUAACAACAGCAGCAGCUAAUACAAACACAACUGGUACAACAUCAACGAAUCCUCCAACCGCCUUAUCCACCGGUAUUACUAGUAAUACAACCAAAAAUACAAAUACUCUGACAAAUUUAUCAACAUCAAUUACACAAACCCCAACCACACGUCACAAUCAAAAUGAAUCUCGUAAUCGUUCAACGAUGCAACGAAAUGCAUAUCAACAUCAUCAAUUACCAUUAAGUUCAACAAAUCGAUCAACAAAUGCAACAACAGCAACAUUAAAUGGUGGUUCAAAAACCACUUUAUCAAUGGCAAGUACAAGUAAAAUUCAACCAACACUUCCAUCUUCUUCAUCAUCACGUAUAGCAACUGAAAAUCAUCGACCUGGACCACCACCAACAAAACGUCGUGGAUUAGUUCCACAACCACCACCAUUACCUUGCUAUUCCUAUCAUCAUACACAUCAACAACAACAUUCAGCUAAUGUAAAUAAUUCUAAUAAUACACAUAUGAAUAAAGAACAACAUUCAUCAGUUAUUGGUCCACCAUCUGAACCAACAUGUUGUUUUUUUAAACGUAAAGCAAAACGUGCCUUACAGAUAACAUCAACUACACCUCGAAGAACCUAG